Synchiropus splendidus (mandarinfish) is the source of this 1625-nucleotide messenger RNA. Its product is annotated as cytochrome P450 2K1-like. Gene Ontology annotation, cellular component: intracellular membrane-bounded organelle; cytoplasm. The transcript has 9 exons. The coding region runs from base 81 to 1586 and encodes 501 amino acids. NCBI's taxonomy places the organism in Eukaryota, Metazoa, Chordata, Actinopteri, Syngnathiformes, Callionymidae. The record is from RefSeq and is a predicted model, not a curated record. Gene Ontology annotation, biological process: xenobiotic metabolic process. Gene Ontology annotation, molecular function: heme binding; oxidoreductase activity, acting on paired donors, with incorporation or reduction of molecular oxygen, reduced flavin or flavoprotein as one donor, and incorporation of one atom of oxygen; iron ion binding.
AGGUCCGGUAGCACAGCGAGCCUGCCUCCGUGGAGCUAAUCAGAACAAGAAGAGACUCUGAAGAGGCAGCACCUUCGACCAUGGACACUCUGCUGGGGUCACUGACCUCAGUCUCGCUCGUCGGCGCCCUGCUGGCCCUGCUCCUGGUCUACCUCUCACCAUGGUCCUGGUCCAAGACUAAAAAGCGGGAGCCGCCCGGUCCAAGGCCACUACCCCUGCUGGGCAACCUGCUGCAGCUGGACCUGAAGGGACCUCAGAACACCAUGAUGAAGCUUCACAAGGAGUUUGGCUCGGUGUUCCAGAUCCUCCUGGGUCCCAAAAAGGUGGUGGUUCUGGCCGGUGUGCAGACCCUGCAGGAGGCCCUGGUGGACCACGGCGAGGAGUUCGGGCAUAGAGAUGCUCCGCGGAUCAUGCAGGAGAUAAGCCAAGGCCAUGGAGUCGUGUGGCCCAACGGGCCGUCCUGGCGGGAGAUGAAAGGCUUCUGCGUGGCCGCCCUGCAGGACUUUGGCGCCGGGCCCACGGCGUGUGAGGAGAGGAUCCUGGAGGAAAGUCAGCAGCUGGUGGCUGCCAUCAGGGAGCUGGGUGGAGAACCCUUCCAAACAGCCGGGCCGCUGACCCUCGCCGCAUGCAACGCCAUUUGUUUGGUGGUGCUGGGCCGCCGGUUCCAAUACGACGAUCCCCAGUUCGCCACCAUGGUGGAGCGCUACAGACAGGUCCCCCUGCUGGCGGGGUCUCCGUCUCUGCAGUUGUACAAUCUGUUGCCGAGUCUGGGGAAGUGGAUCAGGAACAGGCAGGAGCUUCUGGACAUCUGCAAGCAGAACCAGGAGCAGUGUGUGGAGCUGCUGGCGCCUCUGAGGGACUCGCUGGAGCCGCAGAUCAGCCGCAGUUUGGUCGAUGCCUUUCUGAUCAAGAAGAAAAACCUGGAGCAGGACUCCGGCGACACUGACAGCCACUACCACGACGAGAACCUCAACGCCACGGUGCAGAACCUGAUUGGAGCUGGAACCGAUGCCACAGGGACCACGCUGAGGUGGGCUCUGCUGUUCAUGGCCAAGUUCCCGCACAUCCAGGACCAGGUCCAGCAGGAGCUCAGCUCCGUGACUGGGGGUCGUCAGGUCCGGCUGCAGGACCGCAUCAACCUGCCCCUGAGCAAUGCCGUCAUCCACGAGACACAGAGGUUUGCCAACAUCGCUCCCAUCAGUGUCCCACACAGAACCAGUCGGGACGUCACCUUUCAAGGUCACAUCAUUGAGAAGGGCACAACCGUGAUCCCGCUGCUGACCUCGGCACACUUCGACCCUCACCAAUGGGACACGCCCCACAGCUUCAACCCCGCCCACUUCCUGGACCCGGACGGGAGGUUCGUGCUGCGCGAAGCCUUCCUUCCCUUUUCUGCAGGUCAGAGGGGCUGCGCCGGGCAGCACCUGGCCAAGUCCAUCCUCUUCAUCUUCUUCACCUCCCUGCUGCAGCAGUUCCGCUUCACGCCGCCCCCCGGUGUCUCGGAGGAGCAGCUGGACCUGAGUCCGCGGCAGCUGCCCUUCCUCAGUCCCCAGCAUCACACGCUCUGCGCCCGGCAGCUGUGCUGACACCCCCUGCUGUUCAUGUUGCGCCACUGAAAUAAAGGG